UUCCCCUUCCUUCCUGGGCUGUUUGAGGUAAACGUACGCGGUAACAGCAUUCUCGGUCAUACCUGAAAAGAAACUGAAUAUUCGCCUUUGUCAUUGUCCUGUCAGACAUGGGACCAUCGCAGAAAGCCUGAGUCUGACGGCUGGAAAUGCUACGGAGCCUCAAACACACAACCCGGGAAACAACUUACCUCAUCGAUGGCUGUAAAAAGUUAACACUCAUCGGCUGGAAACCAGGAAUAAAACACGUUUACUGAACCGCAGCCACUCCCACUCUCCUGGCUCCAUGGCAGCGGCGGUGCGAGGAAGUGAGUGGUCAUGUGGACGUUGCACCUUCCUUAACGCGGGCGCAGCCCCCCGCUGCUCCAUCUGUGAAGCCCCGCGCCAAAAACCCGACCUGAACCAGAUCCUCAGGCUGAGCAGCAGUGAGGAGCACCGCUGGGCCUGUCCCCGCUGUACCCUCAACAACCCCCAGGGCUCUGGAGCCUGCUCCGUGUGUGGCUUCGGACAGUCUGCUGCCACCCACACUCCCCCCACCACCACCAUCGCUGCCACUGCCAACGGCCUUCCAUCGGCCCCCUCAGAAUCACCCACCCCCACUGUCACCCCUUCAGUUCUACUGGAGCCUCACGGACAGCACCCAGCCAAAGAGGAGGUGCUGCGGCGCUCCGAGAGUAAUGGAGAGGUGGUGCGUCUGGAGGCCCAGCACUCGGGAUGGGCCUGUCCUCGCUGCACUCUUCACAACACCCCCGUGGCCCUGUCCUGUUCAGCCUGUGGGGGUCCCAGAAAACUGUCCUUACCCAAAAUCCCCCCAGAGGCUCUGGUAGUGCCUGAGGUGCGGACUCCUGUGCUGGGUUUCCCAGCCCACAGUGCAGGGGCUCCUCCGCUGCUCAUAGACCUCACCGAUGACUCUCCCCCCGCCCCGCCCUGUGAUACUCAGGAGCCCCCACAUGCAGCAUCCCAGCCUUCUUUUUCCUCUUUUUCAUCCUUACAGAACAACCCUGUGCCACGCAGUCGGAGGGAGGUGCCCCCUCCUGGGCGCCCCCCAAACCCCGGCACCAACACGCCCAGUCCCACCUCCCCCUCCACGGCCAUCGUCCCCCCACAGCCAGGGCCUCAACGGCCAGCCAAGCCCAAGCACGCCCAGCCCCAGGAGCCUGUGUACCCCAGCAAACGCCUAAGUAUUUUAGAGGAAGAGGACCACCCACUGCCCCCCCACCUUCCUUCCUCAUCCUCCUCCACCUGGAAGUGCCCUAACUGCUCUGUGUCCAACACAGGCAACUCCUCCAAGUGUGAGUCGUGCAGAUCGUCACGGGCCGGCGCUGACCUCAUCGACCUGGUGGGCUGUGAGUCUGUGCGCUUCACUCCUGCCAGCCCCUCCAGCCCAGACUUCAGCACCUGGGCCUGCUCCAAGUGUACGCUCCGCAACCCCACGGGGGCCGCCAAGUGCUCUGCCUGUGGCUCCUCCAAGCUCCAUGGCUUUGUGGAGCAGCAGACUCCCCUGUCCCGCUGCUGCCCGGCCUGUGGCCACUCCGCUGGCUCUGCCUCUGCAUCGUGCUCGUGCACAGCAUCUUCCUCCUCCUCUUCAUCCUCGGGACACAAGACACGCAAACAGGGGCGAGGCUUCCCCUCCUCCAGCUCCGCCUCCUCCAGCCUUCAGGAGAAGGGUGGGCAGUGGGGCUGUCCCGCAUGUACUCUGCUCAAUGACAACAAGGCCAAAAACUGUGUCGCGUGCCACACGCCCCAGCAGUACCUCACCAUGCGCAAGGUGCUAAAACCUCUGAAGAGGAGGGAGAGCAUGCAUGUUGAGGCCCGCCGCCGCAACGAUGAGGGCGAAGCCAAGGAGCUGUGGGAGAAUAUUGUCAGCUUCUGCAGAGAGAACACCGUAAAUUUCGUGGACGACAGCUUCCCCCCAGGCCCUCGCUCGGUGGGCUUUCCCGAAGGCGACAGCGUCCAGCAGCGGAUCAAAAAAUGGCUCCGCCCACACGAGAUCAACUGCAGCAACUUCAAAGACCGCGGCGUCAAGUGGUCAGUGUUCAGGACGCCAAGGCCCUCCGACAUCCUGCAAGGCCUGCUGGGAAACUGCUGGUUCCUGAGUGCACUGGCAGUGUUAGCGGAGCGUCCGGAGCUGGUGGAGAGGGUCAUGAUCACACGCACCAUCUGUCCAGAGGGGGCCUACCAGGUGCGGCUGUGUAAGGACGGUACUUGGACCACAGUGCUGGUGGACGACAUGCUGCCCUGUGACGACUACGGCUACCUCCUUUUCUCUCAGGCCCAGAGGAAGCAGCUGUGGGUAGCUCUGAUAGAGAAGGCUCUGGCCAAACUCCAUGGGUCGUACUUUGCCCUGCAGGCAGGGCGGGCCAUCGAGGGGCUGGCCACUCUGACUGGAGCACCCUGUGACUCCCUCAUGCUCCAGGUCAGCUCCACCAACCCCCGAGAAGAGCCCAUCGACACGGACCUCAUCUGGGCUAAGAUGCUCAGCUCCAAGGAGGCGGGGUUUCUGAUGGGAGCUUCGUGCGGAGGAGGCAACAUGAAGGUGGACGAUGUGGUCUACGAGUCCCUGGGUCUGAGGCCACGCCAUGCCUACUCCAUCCUGGACGUGCGUGACGUUCAGGGCUACAGAUUGUUGAGGUUAAGAAAUCCGUGGGGUCGCUUCUCGUGGAACGGGAACUGGUCAGACGAGUGGACGGACUGGCCUCAGCACCUCAGGCACGAGCUGAUGGCGCAUGGCAGCAGUGAGGGUGUCUUCUGGAUGGAGUACACUGACUUUAUCAAGUACUUUGACUCCGUAGACAUCUGUAAGAUCCACUCGGACUGGCAGGAGGUGCGGCUGCAGGGCUGUUUCCCCAGUAAAGCCAGUGGACCGGUCACUGUCACUGCGCUCACUGUGCUGGAAAGGACCGCGCUGGAGUUUGCCCUCUUUCAGGAGGGAAGCAGGCGGUCAGACACAGCCGACAGUCACCUGCUGGACCUGUGCAUCAUGGUUUUCCGCGCGUCCUUCGGCAGCAGUAAUAAGCUGACCCUGGGCCGGCUGCUGGCCCACAGUAAGAGGGCCGUCAAGAAGUUUGUGGGCUGUGAUGUGAUGCUUGAGCCUGGAGAGUACGCUGUGGUGUGCUGUGCCUUUAACCACUGGCAGAUGAACGCCAGCGGCUCUGCAGGGCCCUCCACCCCCAUCUCGAGUCCCACUAGUGGAGCAGUGAGGAGACCCAGCCAGGACUUUCCCGGCUACAUCCUGGCCAUCUACAGCUCUCGGCAGGUGAUGGUGGAGCAGGUGGAGGCUACUGCUACAACUCUGGCCGAUGCUAUCAUCCUCCUCACUGAGAACAAGGGAGAGAGACACGAGGGCCGAGAAGGUAUGACCUGCUACUACCUGACCCACGGCUGGGCGGGGCUUAUCGUGGUGGUGGAGAAUCGCCACCCGAAGUACUACCUCCAUGUGUCAUGUGACUGCACCGACAGCUUUAACGUGGUGUCAACACGCGGCAGCCUCAAGACCAUCGACAGUGUACCACCUCUGCACCGGCAGGUGCUGGUGGUGCUCUCACAGCUGGAGGGGAACGCUGGUUUUUCCAUCACUCACCGCUUGGCUCACCGUAAAGCAGCUCAAGCCUCUUUGGGAGACUGGACCCCCACCAAGGCAACACACAGCCCGCAACUGACCCCAGAUAUUGAUGGCCUGCAUCGCCCAAGACCGCUAUGACCACCGCCCACAAAAUAAACGCACACUUAAUCAACUAUAAAGCAAUUAACUGUCCGAGCACUGGAAGGCACCAAGUAUUACUGAAUGUAUGGGGUUCACGUGCUUAUAGGCAUUCUUAAACCCUCCCUAAAAGAUCCAUCUGGGAUUAGGGAUGUGCCAUUUCGGAGUAAAAAUUGAGGGAGUGACCAGGACUAUAUAAUCCAGUCCAGACUACUACUGCUUAUUUUGUAUACGUGCUGUACGAAGAAUAAAUAUUGGAUUUCAAUGAGCUUCACAGACGUCAGGGUGGAGUGCUGUAACUACUGAGCCAUUUUUCCUGGCCCAAGCCCUAGGAGCCAAUCAGCAAGCCCCCUCGGGAAUCCCCAUCGCCUGAUUGGACAGCUGAAAUACAAAUGCGGUACUGAAAGAGCCAAACACCACUAUAUAUGUCCUGUUUAUCUGUUUUCAGUCUUAUCAGUUUUGUAUACAGUCAUUUCACAUAUAAGUGUACAUUUAAGAUAGGAAAAGCCAUUAUUCAUUACGUAUUGUCAUUAUUCUAGUUUGAUCAUUUCUAGCUCAGGACUAAAUCUGUGAUAUAUUUAGCUGAAUUCAAAACUGGUGGAUUUUGCUGGAUUUUCCACUCUGCAUUGUGGUGAUGACAUGUUCAGUCACUCCUCUAAAGAUUUGUUUUUUCCUUUUUGAUACCAACAAAUUAUUAUGUUCCCCACAAGAGAACACACGCUGGUCCGACUCGCACGCUCCUAAUUUGUCGUGCGAAGGCUCUGGGGAAAUUUGUAAAAGGCUGUUUAGCUUGUCUCAUUUUAACACAUACACCUGACAGAUUUCUUCAGUUUAAAGUGAAAUGAAUGUGCAGACCUGUUGUUCACACGUGAUUCCCGUAGGAUGAAGCUACAUACACAAUACACACUACUGCACUAUUAUCUAAUACAUUUACAAACUAUUAGGCUUUCAAAUUUUACACAUGCCUCAUUUAUUCUCUAAACUGAGAAACUAACUACACCCAUUGGUUUUGUCUUGCCUUAUGUACUAUUAGUAUAAUCAUUUCCUUGGCAGUUCCCACAGCCAUGUGUGCCCUUGGUUGAUCUGGCAUAGGUUUUACACUGUCCUUAGAGUCAGUUCUCUGUCAGUCUUCUGUGGCAUAAGUAAUGGCCUAAAUAGAAUUAAACAACAUGUUGUUUUUUUUUGUUGUUUUUUUACACAGACAUCUUGUGUUGUGUCACAUGUGAACACCUGGUCUGAACAUUGUAUUACACGUUAUGCUGUCACCAUAUAGUAGCGUAUUUAACAUAAGCAUAAGUAGCUGAAUUUCUUUUAAGGCCAGUUGUGUCCCUCAUCCCUCAGUCAUCACCACAGAUGUCCAUAGUUUACUGAGGACAAGGGAACAGAAAAUGGUACGAAAACUGCACUUUUGAAGUUUGUGUCUUACUAUUGGAAAAGGAUGGAUAAACUUGAGUAUUACAUGGAUUCUACGUCUUGUUGUCAAUGAUGGUUAAUAUUUGACUACAGUCGAUCUUUUAAGGUCCGUUGUUACUGCACUCAGUGCAGUCCUACCCUCUCCUCGCACAACCACUUUUUAUGUUUUGUAAAAAUGUAUACCAUAGCAUAAUGGCAACUUAAAACUUGAAGCUAUGUGUACAAAUGUUUUCCAAAGAGAACUUAAAAUGCAGAUUGCCCUGUACGUAUGUGUGUGUGAUUGUCCUGACUAAUUUAUUUGUAAAUGAUUUGUAGGUCUGUUUUAUGAAUAAUUUUAAAUGCUUAAUAAAAUGCUUAAAGUUGAUUGGAAACCUGCACUGAAAACUGCAACAGUCCCAGCUCGGUUGACAUCUUCACAAGAGUAUUUUCUACUUUUGCCGCCAUCUUCCAAACUAAUGCAUUUCCACAGAAACGCUCUUUCUCUCCUUUGCCUGGUUUCUUGUAAAUUGUACAGACUUCAAGCAUAAACCACAAACUCAGCAGCUCAAUGAAUAUUACAGCUUUGGCUGAACAAAUGGAUCUCCAAUGAAUGUGAUAUAUUUUAAUAAUUUUGUCUGGGGAUAAAAUGGCUUCAUGUGUACAAAUGUAUGUUUAAUUUUCAAUCUCAGGUUCCAAUGGACCAAAUAAAUUUUUUAACUAAA
Messenger RNA from Boleophthalmus pectinirostris (great blue-spotted mudskipper), 5811 nucleotides. It is a transcript of the gene capn15, whose product is annotated as calpain 15. Lineage: Eukaryota; Metazoa; Chordata; Actinopteri; Gobiiformes; Gobiidae. The record is from RefSeq and is a predicted model, not a curated record. The coding region runs from base 284 to 3697 and encodes 1137 amino acids. Gene Ontology annotation, cellular component: cytoplasm. The transcript has 12 exons. Gene Ontology annotation, molecular function: calcium-dependent cysteine-type endopeptidase activity. Gene Ontology annotation, biological process: proteolysis.